Messenger RNA from Rhododendron vialii, 4093 nucleotides. RefSeq names its product disease resistance protein RPV1-like. The coding region runs from base 311 to 4018 and encodes 1235 amino acids. NCBI's taxonomy places the organism in Eukaryota, Viridiplantae, Streptophyta, Magnoliopsida, Ericales, Ericaceae. The record is from RefSeq and is a predicted model, not a curated record. The transcript is spliced from 6 exons. Gene Ontology annotation, biological process: signal transduction; defense response. Gene Ontology annotation, molecular function: protein binding; ADP binding.
UGAAAUUUCCCGUGGCAUGGGGGUGCUUUUUCUUCUGUGAAAUUGACAACCACUUUCAUUUUCCUCUUCAAAGUCUCCUCUUCGGUCUUCUCUGUAGUCUUUUUCUUUAUUCUAGGAUCGCUACGAUUUUAAGCAAGGAUCGAUUUCACUCUCUGGGUCUGAAGUGGCGACCUAAAUCCCGGCGAUCUCUUCAUCGAAAGCUCCGGCGACCUCGAUCUUGGCCAGUACACUGUCCACGACACCUCCAACGGGCUCUAUUUUCAGUGACCAAGAAGACUCCUUUAGUAGUCUUUUUCUUGGGGUUUUUUCAAUGUCUGCUACGAAAUCCCAAGAAGCCUCUUCUUCGGCUUCUCCAUGUAGCUACCAUGUGUUCUUGAGCUUCAGGGGCGAGGAUACUCGCAAAACUUUCACUGAUCACCUCUACACAGCUUUGGACCAAGCCGGAUUUCGCACCUUCAGAGAUGAUGAUGGCAUAGAAAAAGGAGAAGAUAUCAAGUCUGAACUCGAGAAAGCAAUUCAAGAGUCCAGGAUUUCGAUAAUAGUCUUCUCGAAGAACUAUGCCUCGUCAAGUUGGUGCCUUGAAGAGCUUGUGAUGAUCCUCAAACGCAGGACUCUUGGACACGUAGUUCUACCAGUCUUCUAUGAUGUGGAUCCGUCUGAAGUGAGGAAGCAAAUCGGCAGUUUCAAAGAAGCAUUUACGAGGCAUGAAGAGAAGCUCGAAUCAGAAACAGGCGAACUGGUGAAAGAGAAAUUGAAGGAAAAGCUAGGAACAUGGAGGGCUGCGCUUACAGAAGUUGCAAAUGUGGCCGGGAUGAAUUUACAAAAUCAAGUUGAUAGACAUGAGGCAAGAUUUAUCAAGAAAAUUAUAAAAGUUGUUGGAGACAAGCUAAGUCGCACUUCAUUGCACAUUGCCCCCAACUUGGUUGGAAUGCAUUCACGAGUCAAAAACAUUCAGCUUUGGUUAGAAGAUGGGCUAAGUAAUGUUGGGUUAGUAUCAAUUUGUGGAAUGGGUGGAAUAGGCAAGACAACAACUGCAACAUUUCUUUACAAUUUGAACUUCUCUAGAUUUGAACGUAGCAGUUUUAUUGCAGAUGUUAGAGAAACUUCACAACACCAAGAUGGUUUGCUUCGUUUACAAACACAGUUUCUUAUAGACAUUUGUAAGACAAGGAAUGUGAAACUGAAUAAUAUUGCUGAAGGAACUGCUAUGAUUAAAGAUGCCAUAUGUGGCAAAAAAGUUUUUAUAGUUCUUGAUGACGUGGAUACACGUGACCAAUUAGAUGCAUUACUUGGAAUGCGAGGUUGGUUUUUUCCAGGAAGUAAAAUCAUCAUAACCACCAGGCGUGAGCGGUUGCUAAGGGCUUAUGAAUUCUAUAAGGUGCAUAGGCUUGAAAAUCUGAGUGACGAGGAAUCCUUGGAGCUCUUUAGCUGGCAUGCCUUUGGAAAAGGUUGUCCCAACAAUGGGUAUAAAGAGGUCUCAAAAAGGGUGGUAAGCUACUGUGGAGGGAUUCCAUUGGCAAUUAAAGUUCUAGGUUCUUCUCUAUCAGGGAAUUGCUUAAACGUAUGGAAAAGUCAGUUGGAAAAAUUGAAAGCGCUUCCCAACAGUCAAAUCCUUGAAAAACUCCGAAUAAGCUAUGACUCUUUACAAGAUGACCACGACAAGCUUCUAUUCCUCAAUCUUGCUUGCUUUUUCGUCGGAAGCGAUAAGGAUUCUAUAGUUACAAUCUUAGACGGAUGUGAAUUCUACGUAGUGGUUGGGAUUCAAAACCUCGUGGACAGAUGUCUGAUAUCGUUUGAUAAAAGUAAUACACUGGUAAUGCAUCAUUUGCUUCAACAAAUGGGAAGAGAAAUUGUUCGUCAAGAGUCACCAAAGGAUCCAGGCAAACGUAGCAUCCUCUGGAAUCAUAAGGAAGCAUUGAAUGUUUUGAGAGAAAACACUGGCACAAGCGAAAUAGAAGGCCUCAAACUCGAUAUGUGUCUAUUGAAAGAGGAAGCAUAUGAUUGUACGAUUUUUGGCGACAAUAGAAAACGUCGCUAUGAAGAGUUCCUUGGGAAGCCCUUAUUGUCAAAUUUGGGAGGUUCGCUUGAAAGAUAUUGUUUUAGUAUCUUCUCCUCUCACCUCGAACCCACUGUUCCACAAAAUUCAAAUCUAGUGGCUUUGGAAGCUGAUGCAUUUGCAGGGAUGAACAAACUUAAACUUUUGCAGCUCAAUCGUGUACAUAUUAGUGGGCCCUAUAAAAAAUUUCCCAAAGGAUUAAGAUGGUUGUGCUGGCGUGGAUUCCCACUUCAGUCCAUACCUAGUGAUUUCCCUUUGGAGAGCCUGGUUGCUCUUGACAUGCAAUAUAGCUGCUUAAAAAAUGUAUGGGAAGGAACCAAGCAUAUACGAUUUUUAAAAAUCCUCAAUCUAAGUCAUUCGUAUAGCCUUGCCAAAACUCCCGACGUUUCAGAACUCCCCAAUCUUGAGAAAAUGAUGCUUAAAAGUUGUACAAGUUUGGUUGAAGUUCAUGAAUCCAUUGGAAGCCUUGAGAGACUUGUUUUGUUAAAUUUGGAAGACUGCAAAAGUUUGAGGAAUCUUCCUAGAAGCAUUUGUAUGCUAAAACAUUUGGAAAUGCUUGUCAUCUCCGGUUGCUCAAAUCUCGACGGAUUGCCAACAAACAUGGGAAAUAUGGAGUCUCUAAAUGUGCUUAGGGCAGAUGGAAUUGCUUUAUAUCAAUCUGUCCCUACCAAUGGCUGGGUGAACGCAGUGCAAUCUUUCAUCUGGCCUUGGCGGUUGAAGCCAAGAGAAAGUCCGGAGAUUUCAUGGCCUUCUUUACCACGGUCAUUGGUAAAAUUAAGUCUUGCGGAAUGUAAUCUUUCGGAUGAUGAUUUUCCGAGAGACCUUAGCAACCUAUGCUCACUGAAGGAACUAAAUCUGUCAUCUAAUCAAUUUCUUAGCCUCCCAGAUUUCGUUAGAGGUCUUGCUAAGCUUGAGCACUUGGCAAUAAAAUAUUGCCCAAGGCUCCGCAAACUUUAUGACGUCCCCCAACUACCUGAUUUUGAUUUUGGAGAUAAUAUAUUGCUGGAGGAACUAACAUUUCAAAUAUCGCACCGUCCAACAACCACUUGUCAUUUGGACGCAUGCAACCAUCCAGAGACUCUGGGCUUUUUCAAAUUAGAAUCCAUAGGAAACGUUGAAGCUGAGAUCAUUAACAAUCUGGGCUUGUCGAACUUGCAAUCCAUGGGAAACCUAACUGUAAAGCUAAUGUCAUGGUUUGGCAUACAACAAACAGUGUCUCCCCCCCAGGUAUGUUAUGAAACACAUAUAAUUUAUGCUUAUAUUCCUGGUAACAAGGUGCCACCCUGGUUCAAUUUUAAGAAUCUAGGAUCUUCAAUUGAUUUUACUGUGCCUUCAUAUCUUAAUUUGAGGAUACGAGGCUUGAACGUGUGUUCAGUUUAUGAGCACUCUGGUGAUCCGCACUCUGGUGAUCCAAUACACUAUAAUGUACUUUGUAUAUUGAGUGACCAAAAACAUCAUGAACCACAUACUAUCAUAAGUAAUAGGACAAAGGGCUUGAUUUGGAGCCAUUGCCCACAAGUCUUUGGAACUGCUGCAGAAGAUGGUGAAGAUACGAUGUGGUUAAGUUAUUGGAAGUUUGGAAAUCAUUUGGAAAGCGGCGAUGAAGUCAAUAUUUCAGUGUCUGGAGGUGGAUUUGUGCAAGUAAAGGAGAUUGGAGUCCACCUUUUGUACAAGGAGGAACAAGAAGAGAUGAGCUCCCAAUCAGCCUAUGAAGAUAAAGGAUCCAAUCAAGUCUAUCAAUUUGGUAAUAUUGUUCCAGGAAAUGUUUCUGCACAUCAGCCGACCUCAAUAUUGCACCAACUCGGCAAUGAUUCUCGUCUUUGCGAGUAUUGUGAGAAUCUGUACCCUCCACCUUGGAUCCCUGUCUGUCCUAAUUCUUAUGAUUCUGAUUUGCAAUAUUGUUGGGCUUCAGCACUUACGGCGGGGAGGUCAUUUUAUGUUUCUCUAGACCCUGGGCGUUGAUUUAUUAAGCUUCUAACAGCUUGUAUCAACGAUCGAUAUUUCGUAGUUAAUCUGGAAAAAGUAUAUUUUACAUCU